This is a messenger RNA of Exaiptasia diaphana, 2114 nucleotides long. RefSeq names its product MAGUK p55 subfamily member 6. Gene Ontology annotation, molecular function: protein binding. The record is from RefSeq and is a predicted model, not a curated record. NCBI's taxonomy places the organism in Eukaryota, Metazoa, Cnidaria, Anthozoa, Actiniaria, Aiptasiidae. Gene Ontology annotation, cellular component: cell-cell junction; plasma membrane.
GUCCRGCGCRGAGAACRAGCUUCUGAUCGAAAGCGCUUCGGGUUGACAGUUUACCUUUGUUUGAUUCUUUUCUAGUUSCCGUAGAAUCUUUUAAAUCAUGGUUGUGGAUCCAGAAGCAAAAGGAGAAGACAAUGAUGAAGCAGUGCAGACAGUGUUACAAUCUUUAGAUGAYCCAGAAACGGCUGGUCUUAUUCUUGAGAAAGAAGCCAGUGCUCUCAAGAAUAUCUUGGGAGACCCAUCAGUCCUCAAACUCAUUCGUGCUCAUGAUAAACUGGAGGAAGGGCGUAAGCAAAUUGAAACCCAAGACACCAAGUCUCUUGUGAAAGAAUUGCUUGAAGAAAUGGAUCCCAAAGUUGCUGCUGAUGAUAGUGCUGCUGAACUGUCAGGACUUUUGCAAGAACCACAUUUUCUGGCMCUGAUGGAAUCACAUGACGCUGUUGCAUUUAAGACAUAUGAGGUCCUUCCACCUUCCCCUGAUAUAGACACAUCCAAUGGCUUUGGYGGRGGAGAACCMAUUAGAAUGGUUGGRCUKCACAAACAAGCUAGUGAACAUUUGGGUGUUACAUUGAAAAAUGAUGAUGGGCAGCUUGUCAUAUCAAGAAUCAUCCAUGGUGGAAUGAUUGACAGACAAGGUCUUCUACAUGUCGGAGACAUUAUCAAAGAAGUGAAUGGAAAAAAUAUGGAUAACAAUCCAGAAGAACUGCAAAAAUACUUGAGUAAUGCAAUGGGAAAAAUUACACUCAAAGUUUUGCCAAGCUACCAUGAAUCACCAGCCUUAUGUCAGGUCUUUGUGAGGGCACACUUUGAGUAUGACCCUAUGAAAGAUGACCAGAUUCCAUGUGCAGAUGCUGGACUUGCUUUCCAGAAAGGUGAAGUUCUACAAGUGGUUGACCAAGAGGAUCCCAAUUGGUGGCAGGCAAAAAGAGUGGAGAGUAAUAGAGAAGCUGGGCUCAUUCCAAGCCAGAUCUUUGAAGAAAGGAGAAGGGCUGGUGUGAAAAAGCCCAAGUCAAAAGCUGGAUUCUUGUGUGGAAGCAAAAAGAAGCAGGAAAUGAUGUACACAUCUGCUAAAAACUCGGCUUUCGACAAACACGAACUCACACUUUAUGAAGAAGUAGCAAGGAUGCCACCCUUUAAUCGUAAAACUCUUAUCCUGAUUGGUGCUCAAGGUGUUGGUCGUAGAACACUCAAGAACAGGCUGAUUACAUCCGAUAGGGCGCGUUUUGGAACAACAGUUCCUCACACAAGCAGACGUCCUCGAGAAGGCGAGCAAAGUGGACGAGGUUACUAUUUUGUAGACAGAGAAGAAAUGGAUCGCGAUAUUCGCGCUGGUAAAUACAUUGAGUAUGGCGARCAUGAUGGGAACGUAUAUGGAACGAAAAUCGACACAAUCAGAGAAGUGAUGCGCUCAGGAAAGAUGUGCUUCCUCGACGUGAACCCUACAGCUUUAAAAGUUCUCAAAACUCCCGAGUUUAUGCCGUACAUAGUUUUUAUCGCUGCGCCUGACAUGGAAACAAUGCGAGAAAAUCAAAGCAAAAGCCUACAAGAAGGCACCAUCAACAAGAAACGAUCGGAAGAGGAACUUCACAAAACAGUUAGUGAGUCUGAGCGACUGUACAACUCCUACGCGCAUUACUUCGAUUUGACCAUCGUUAAUACCCACAUGGAUGAGGCAUAUCGUAAGCUUGAGGCUGCUAUAAACGCAUUGAGCACGGAGCCACAGUGGGUGCCAGUUAGCUGGGUAUACUGAAAAAAAAGUCAGCGUUAUAAAUCUUAUAAGGCCACUGAUAGUAAAAAAAGCAGCGAUAUCACGGUCAUCGUAUAAAACCCGACCCCUUGCAUCAAAACUUCGUCAUCAGGGGAGGGAGAGGGGACAAAACAAAAGAUUUUUUGGAACUCGAAUCUAUUGGUUUAUCCCCCAGAUAAAUGCAUUCUCAUGAACCAUAAGCAUUCUAUAUAAAUAGGAACUUUAGUUUAUUGUAAUAUAGCAAACAAUUGCGGUAUGUGUCAAGCAUGUUUUGAUCAAAAUCGCUGUUGUGUCACUGCAUAAAUGAUAAUUUAAGUAGUCCAUUUAUGAAUGUUAAAAUUAUCACAUAAUUAGUUAGUCUUGCGAAAUA